GCUACGUUACAUGUUGUUUUGUUUUAGUUGCACGAUAUUUAGCUCUUGUUAAUUCGUAGUGAAAAGUCCGUGUAGCGUGCAUAGAAAUAUUCUAAUUGAUCGUAUGUUUACAAAAAAAGAAGGAUCGAUCAAGAAAUUCGUUGAAAAUAUUGUGAAAUGAUAUUAAUGUAACCUAACGUAUAGUAUCACUAUAUCAAGUGUGAAGCUAGAAUCUGUCAUUCAACUUUGUAAUAUAUAAACAUUGAUUUUGCAAUAUUACUAUAAACUAUUAUUUUUUAUUAUUAUGAAUAUUAAAUAAGCAGAAUAUGAAUUGUGUGAAAAAAAAGUGAUAACUACGCGCGAAAUUACGGACCUGCGCACUAACUUGGACGUUCCGAUCAGUUUGACAACAGUGUUUCUUUUAGUUAAACCUAACCUAUUGUGCAUUUUUUGAAAGACUCUCAUCUUAAGUGCAAUUGCUUUUUAUUUUUUUCAUUAAGAAUACCAAUAUCAAACGUGAAAAAUGGCAGCACCAGAAGCGAUACAAGUUAGUUCGCUACCCCUACCUCCAGUGCAAUAUAUUAAUUUGUACACAGACGAAAAUGUUCGUCGAGGCAGAGCACCACGACCACCACCGCCGAUACACGAUUCUUAUUCAAUGUUUGGAAAUGUAUUUAACGCAGACGAUACAAUCAUUAGGCCACUCGAAGCUCAAGGAAUUAAAAGGUUAUAUCCUCAGCAUUUCGAUCGGCGACGAGAGUUGAAAAAAUUGAAUCACUCAUUGCUUGUUAACUUCUUGGAUUUGAUAGAUCUGCUCGUACAAUGUCCUGACAGUCCAAGACGUGCUGAAAAGGUGGAAGAUCUCAGUUUAUUAUUUAUUCACAUUCAUCACUUGUUAAAUGAAUUCAGACCGCAUCAAGCAAGAGAAACGCUAAGAGUAAUGAUGGAAUUGCAACGCAGACAACGUAUAGAAACAGCACUUAGGUUUCAGAAACAUUUAGAAAAAGUUCAAGAAAUUUUACAACAUGCAUUGCAAAUGUUACCAGAUACUUCAGAAUUGGAUUCUAAAUUAGCAAUAAAUACAGAUGCUAUGGAAUCUGUUGAUAAUUUAGGUUCUGAACAACAAACUCCAGAUCCAUGUAGUCCAAGUGAUCGCAUUAUGUGCAAAACAAUAGAUGAUAUGAUUUCAACAAAUGGAUUGUAUUAAAUGAAUUUCUUUUCUUAUAAGAUGCUGUAAAAAGUAUUGUAAUUAUAUUUGUAAGAUACAUUGUAAUAAUAACUAUUCUACAAAUACA
Bombus huntii is the source of this 1274-nucleotide messenger RNA. RefSeq names its product mediator of RNA polymerase II transcription subunit 7 (gene MED7). Bases 503 to 1186 code for a protein of 227 amino acids. NCBI's taxonomy places the organism in Eukaryota, Metazoa, Arthropoda, Insecta, Hymenoptera, Apidae. Gene Ontology annotation, biological process: regulation of transcription by RNA polymerase II. Gene Ontology annotation, molecular function: transcription coregulator activity. Gene Ontology annotation, cellular component: core mediator complex; mediator complex. The transcript has 3 exons. The record is from RefSeq and is a predicted model, not a curated record.